Messenger RNA from Sporothrix brasiliensis 5110, 2082 nucleotides. RefSeq lists its product as uncharacterized. The transcript is spliced from 2 exons. Gene Ontology annotation, biological process: metal ion transport; transmembrane transport. Lineage: Eukaryota; Fungi; Ascomycota; Sordariomycetes; Ophiostomatales; Ophiostomataceae. Gene Ontology annotation, cellular component: membrane. Gene Ontology annotation, molecular function: cobalt ion binding; cobalt ion transmembrane transporter activity; magnesium ion transmembrane transporter activity. The coding region runs from base 1 to 2082 and encodes 693 amino acids. The record is from RefSeq and is a predicted model, not a curated record.
AUGUCGUCGCCGCCCGAAUCUGCCUCCGCAGCCGCAGAGCUGUCCAUUGAAGCUGCCGAUGAAGACACACGCACACAACGUGCUCCUGCUUCUCCUGCACGGCAUUUAUCGCCCACAUCGGCUGCGGCGCCACCUCCUCUGCCUGCCGCGUCGCAACCCCAUAUCCACUACGCCGAAGUAGGGACUGGGCCCAGCACAUUGUCGGCGCCUCCGGCUCUGUCUGUCGACGCGCAGCUCGCCAGCAGUCAUGGCCACGGCCAGAGCUACGGCCAAGGCCAAGCCCAGGGGCAAGACGGCAGGCGGCCCCUGUCCGAGUCGAAUGUCCCCGUCCACGGCGCCAUGUCCGCAGUCGAUGGUCCAGGCAGCCUCUUGUCGCCGACCACCCCGGGCGGCGGUCUGCGCCGUCGAGGCACAAAGCGUGCUGUGACCUUUCGCAAUGUCGACAACUUUUCCGAGUAUGACGUGCGGCCUGGGUGGCAGCCAGGUUCCGAGCCGGGCAUCGACACAAGCAAGCCCGAUGGCGGGCGCGCGACGCUGGCGACAAUGAUGUCGCCGAGCGAGAUCACCGUCGUCGACUUCAGCCAGGACGACAUUAUGACGACGCGCCUGGACAAUGCGACCCUGGCUGGCUUCCUGGCGGUGCCCCAACCGCGCCACAUGAAGUGCCGCUGGAUCAACGUCAACGGCCUGAGCUGGGACGUCAUCCAGAUCCUGGGCAACCACAAGCGCCUGCACAGGCUGGCCAUUGAGGACCUGAUCAACACACGGAACCGCACCAAGGCCGAUUGGUACACGACGCAUAUCUUUAUGGUCCUGACGCUACAAAAACUCGUGCAUUUCGACUUUGCCAAGAACCGCAUCAGCCGCUCCGACGACAGCGACAGCGACAGCGGUGAGAGCGACGACGGCGACGACACCACGGACGAUAAGAACGGCGAUAGUGUCAAGAGUGGUCGGUCCAGCCACUCACGCAAAAGCGGUAUCUCUCGGCGAUUUCGACGCAUGUUCAGCCGCCGGCACCGCAGGAGCAGAGAUGCGAGCAGAGGACAGGCGGCCGCGUCUGCACCGACAUACGCGGUAUCGGCGCGAAAUGUGGAAAGUGGACCACGGCCACCGGUACCACGGACGGCGUCGAUCCGGGAUGCCGAGGACCUCUCUCACGUCAAUUCCUUUCGCACACUUCAGCGGUACCACUCUUCGCCCAACGAUGCACGCACCGACUUUAUGGAAAGCCACUCCGCUUUGAGCUCCAAGAAUCUGGCCGUGGCUGCUGAGCAGGUGUCCAUCUUCAUUACCGACGACAACACUGUCAUUUCCUUUUUCGAACUCUCCGCCCAAGACGUGGAGCAGCCCAUCUUAAAGCGGUUGCGCUUGGCCGACACCAGCUUGCGGCGAUCUUGCGACGCAUCUCUGAUUACCCAGGCCAUUCUGGACGCCAUCAUCGACCUGGCCAUCCCUGUCACGGUGUGCUACGGCGAUGUGAUUUCCGACCUCGAGCUGGAUGUGCUCACCAGUCCGAGCGUGAGGCACACCAAGAGUCUGUACAUUACCAUCACCGAGAUGAACAAGGUGCUCAGUUUCAUCAAUCCGGUCAUGAACCUCAUCAACACGCUGCGCGACCAUAAGACGGACAGCGUGGCCCUUGACGAUUUCCAGAACCCAGCCACCGGCGUGACCAUCUCGUCGACAACGUACGUGUACCUUUCCGACGUGCUGGACCACUGCGUCCUCAUCACCGAGUCACUGGACCAGAUCCGCGGCCAAGCCGAGCACAUGAUCUCUCUCAUCUUCAACACGAUCUCGGCGAACCAAAACGAAAGCAUGAAACAGCUGACGAUUGUCACCAUUAUCUUCCUUCCCCUGACCUUCUUGACCGGCUACUUUGGCCAAAACUUUGACGGGUUUGCCGACCUCGAGCUCGGUAUUCCUUUCUUCUGGAAAAUCGCCGGUCCCGUCAUCUUCUUCACCGUCGUCAUUAUGAUGUACGACAUGAUUCUGCGGUAUUGCAGAUCGCUUAUUCAGCGCCGCCACAUUCUGCGCCUUCGAAAACACCGCCGCAAGCGCUCCAAAGCCAAGAACUAA